AUGCAGAGCAACAGCAGCGCCUCCGGACCCCUUGCCGCUCUGAGUGUGUGCGGAGGAGAGGAGGAUGAACGCGAAAUCUUCAAACUUGUCAGCCCCACAGAAGGAGCCUCCAACCUCGCAGCUUUUAACCUUUCACUGAACUGCUGGCUUCACAUCCUCUCCAAGGAGUCCUCCAUGGACCUGCAUGGAGACAGCGCGAACCUGGCAGUGCGAGUUGUCAUUGCACUGGUCUACCUAGUGGUGUGUGUGCUAGGGCUUGUGGGUAACCUCCUGGCGCUUUUCCUGCUCCACUCCCGCCGCCGGGGCCACUACUACUCCUCCAUCGACUGCUUUGUGAUGAGCUUGACGCUGACAGACCUCCAGUUUGUCCUCACAUUGCCAUUCUGGGCUGUGGACACGGUGCUGGACUUCCGUUGGCCCUUUGGACGGGUCAUGUGCAAGAUUGUGAGCUCGGUCACCACCCUGAACAUGUAUGCCAGCGUCUUCUUCCUCACCGCCAUGAGCAUGACCCGCUACCACUCCCUGAUUACCUCUCUAAAGAUGGACAGCCCUAGAAUCGCCACUGCUCGUGCCAAAUGGGCCAGUUUGGCAAUUUGGGUGGUGUCACUGGUGGCUACACUUCCUCAUGCUUUCUACUCCACCACAGUCCAGGUGUCUACUGAUGACGAGCUGUGCUUAGUGCGGUUCUCUGACUCCGAUUCAAGCUACUGGGAUCCUCAAGUCCUGCUUGGACUCUACCAAACACAGAAAGUACUCUUGGGAUUUGUAGCUCCUUUGAUUGUCAUCUCUGUGUGUUACCUCCUCCUCCUGAGGUUCAUCCUGAGCCGGCGCAUUGUAGGCAGCAUGGUCAGCGGAAGCGUGACAGAGAGGUCAGAGUGUGAGAGAGGACGCCACCGUCGCCGCUCCAAAGUCACCCGCUCUGUCACCAUUGUAGUUCUGUCCUUUUUCAUCUGCUGGCUUCCCAACCAGGCUCUCACCAUGUGGGGGGUGCUUAUCAAAUUUGACCUGGUGCCCUUCAGUAAAGCCUUCUACAACGCCCAGGCCUAUGCUUUCCCCCUGACAGUGUGUUUAGCUCAUGCAAACAGCUGUCUGAACCCGGUGCUCUACUGUCUGAUCCGGAAAGAGUACAGAGCUGGACUGAAGGAGCUUCUGCUGAGCGUGUCUCACUCCGUCCGAAAUGUUCUCACUCUGGCACUGAGAGGGAGGAGAGUGGAUGAAGCACCGCCCAGCCUGGUUAUGAUACACAAAGACAUCAAUAUGUGA
Micropterus dolomieu (smallmouth bass) is the source of this 1263-nucleotide messenger RNA. RefSeq names its product relaxin-3 receptor 1-like. The coding region runs from base 1 to 1263 and encodes 420 amino acids. Gene Ontology annotation, biological process: immune response; G protein-coupled receptor signaling pathway. Gene Ontology annotation, molecular function: G protein-coupled receptor activity. Lineage: Eukaryota; Metazoa; Chordata; Actinopteri; Centrarchiformes; Centrarchidae. Gene Ontology annotation, cellular component: membrane. The transcript is spliced from 3 exons. The record is from RefSeq and is a predicted model, not a curated record.